CAUAUUUCUCUCUCUUCUUUUACACCCUAAAAACUAACUAAUCACAAUUUCUCUCAGAAAUGGUGUUUCACCAUCGCAGAAAACUUAUGCCAGAAAUCUGCGAGUCUCUCUGCCACGUGGAGCAGAAUUGUUCUUCAAACUGUGAUGAUUGCCUCAAAAUCUGCAUCACCAACCCCCAAUACUACUAUUAUUCCAAACCACCGCCACUGAUUCCUCCUCUCCCCUUAGACGAUACAUCAGACCAUGGAAAUAGCCACGCGCUCUCGUCCUACUUGGUCCUUGCUCUCUCUGUUAUCGGAGCUGCUUUCUUCGUUGUUAUUUGCUGUGCAAUAUUCACGAGGAUCUUCAUAAGGAGGAGAAGAUCCUUAUCGCCACCGUUGAGUCUUCGAACACAGGAUAAUACGCGUGAUGAUUUCUUUGUUGAUGAGGAGCACGGUUCUGUGGUAGACCACCCGAUCUGGUACAUCUGUACACCUUUUCGAGCUCUGUUAGCUAUUGAUUGUUUUGUAUGUAGCUUCUGCUUUCGUUUUAUUGGUUCCAUAGAGCUUCAAAUUGGAAGGAGGCUUUCUCUAAGGAGUUCUCGUUGCCAUCGACGGUUUCAUGCCUGGGCGGCUGUGGAGAAGCUUACUAUUGUAGAUGCAACAAAGAGAAAACAGUGUCCAGUCAUUUGAGAAGCUUCGCUAGGUUAGCUCCUUUUGCUGGUUUUGGUUCUUAGGUAUCUGAAAGUAAGUUAGAUGAACUUGAAGUGUUUUCUCUGUUGAAGGCACUAUGUCGCAUUUAUGUGUUUUUUACGUAGCAAUUUUUCAAUAGUCAUACAUGUUUAUGUCUUAUCAUUUUGAUUCUCAUCAUAACUUGUGGAAGCUAUGGAUUAAAUUAUAUGGUUCAUAUGAUCAUUUAGCUUCUAAAAAUGUUCAGAGUUGUUGCGGUUUACCAGAAAUUGUAGCUGUUCGAAAGUUGUUUUGUUUUUACCUUUCAGAUUGAAAUAUAUACAUGUAUUCCUUUGUAGUAUAUAUUACCUGAAAAACUUACGUUAAUUCUUCCUUCCUAAACAGGUUAGACAGAACCUUGAACAAGCUAAGAGCUUGGUGCAGGCUGUGAUCAAGGUAUGAUGUUCAAGUAGGGAUUCGAUCACCUAUUCUGAGCUUGUUCCACGAUUCUACUCUAGUUGUGAUUUUUUGUGUGUGGAUAAAUGCAUUGCUUUCAAUCAUUCAUCUUGGUUAAUUGUUUUUAGAACCCUAGAAUUGCAAAUUCUUAAUUAAUUAGUAUUCUAGCAAUACAGUAAAAUUCGUUAAACUCUUAUAGAUAUAGAAUGGAAUUGAACUUCUAGAUUAUGGCCUUCUCUAAAUCACUUAUUGCAGCAAAUAAAUUUAUCUAUGCAGAAAUUAUAGUAUUAGGAUUAUUUAUUACUGUAUUAUUCUUUCUUCUGUGAUUUGGAAGUUGUAGAAGUAGUUAGGUGAUAUGCUAAGAUAGAAUAUUGAAAGGUUCCUUUUUUUUCUUCUUCUAUUUUAUGACAUUCUUUUCAGCUUAAAUAUUAAUAGAAAAUAAAAUUAACUUUGUCUAUGACCUACUUGACUGAGGAGUGAGGAGCAGAUACUCCGAGAUGAUAUCAAGUUUAGUGGAAAAGCCCAAACAGCUUUUCAUGAAAGAUAUCAGGUAUGUGAUAACCAUUUAUAUCGCAUUCGGAUCUGCAUUCUCUUGGGAGAAAAAGAGGAACUAGAGGGUGUAAUCUGAGAGUCUCUUUGAGCACUGAUUUCAAAUAUUUGAGUUUAUAGAGGC
Arachis duranensis is the source of this 1776-nucleotide messenger RNA. RefSeq lists its product as uncharacterized. The transcript has 4 exons. NCBI's taxonomy places the organism in Eukaryota, Viridiplantae, Streptophyta, Magnoliopsida, Fabales, Fabaceae. Bases 60 to 671 code for a protein of 203 amino acids. The record is from RefSeq and is a predicted model, not a curated record.